Molecule: messenger RNA, 1488 nt
Organism: Cydia strobilella
Lineage: Eukaryota; Metazoa; Arthropoda; Insecta; Lepidoptera; Tortricidae
Product: epoxide hydrolase 3-like
Exons: 6
Coding region: 35-1051 (338 amino acids)
Molecular function (GO): hydrolase activity
Source: RefSeq, a predicted model, not a curated record
CGGCGUCGCGACCAUCAGACGUGCCCGCGCCAUCAUGAGCGUUCUAGACGCGAUCACGCGUUUCGUAGUGUUUAACCUACUUACUGUUUACUACAGUAUCCUCACAUUGGGAUAUUUCGCUGUGAGAUAUGUCAAGAACCCCUUUGCCGACCCUUGGGCCCAGAAGCUGCGGUUGGAACCUCCGGCCUGCCUGACGGACCCUAAAUAUGGAGUACAUAAGUACAUUAAAGUUAAUAAUGUCAAGUUACAUUAUUUGGAAAGCGGCGAUCCGUCUAAACCCCUUAUGAUAUUUCUGCAUGGGUUCCCUGAAUUCUGGUUUUCUUGGAGGCAUCAGAUCGUCGAGUUCAACAAAGACUAUUGGUGUAUUGCUGUGGACAUGAGAGGGUAUGGAGACUCGGAGAGGCCAGAUGAUGUAUCUGCAUACCACAUUGAUCUCCUGGUGGAAGAUGUUCGUGACCUUGUACGCCAGUUAGGGCGAGAGAAGUGCAUCCUAGUGUCGCACGACUGGGGCGGCCUGAUCGCGUGCCGCUUCCGAGACGUGCACCCUGACGCGCUGGACGCGCUCGUGAUGCUCUCCAGCACGUCACGUGAGGCCUGGCUGCACGAGCUGGUGCACAACCCGGUGCAGAGGAAAAUGUCUUGGUACGUAAUGUUGUACCGCAUGCCAUCCCUCCCCGAGAAGCUGAUCACGAUGGACGACAUGCGCGUGUUUGACAUGUGCAUCCCCGCCCAGCCCGGCAGCCUUGACGUCGAAUGCUACAAAUACUGGUUCGGUAAACCUACGGCCGUGACCCCACCAAUCAACUACUACCGCGCGAACUUCGUAUACAGCUUGCCCGUCAAAGCUCGCUGCGAGCGCCUCGUCCCCAUGCUUGUCGCCAACGCCGCCGACGACAAAUACCUGUCGCAUUCCAUCCUAGACCGCAUGAUGACAGAAUACGCACACAUCGAAACGAAGCUGGUGCCUGGCUGCGGACACUUCAUUAUGCAAGAAAAACCAGAAGUCGUUAACACGCUAGUGAGAGAGUUCCUAGGGAAACAUAGGCUUUAAACUAGGUUAUUUUGUACAAAAGCUUUACCAUUGUUUUAUAGUAGGUAAUUAUGGUUUUUUUAUAUAUUUACUUAUACUUAAUUACAAUAGGGUAUGAGACUGUAUUUAAAAUAAAUUAUUUCACACCAUGCAUGAAAUAAAGCACCAGAUAUUUUUUAGAAAAACAUAGAUACUUAGCAGUUAUUUUUAAACACAAGUUCUAUUUAAUAAAUCGGAUAGAAAUAUAAAUAAAAAGUCGGUGAGUUGACCGAGACGUCAUUGUGUAAUGUUUCAUUCAUAUAAAUUCCAUAGCAAACAGUUUUGCCAGUUCUAAAAAAGAAUACCCUAGUAGGAGAAUACCCUAUCUCAUCUUUAAUUUACACUGGUUCACCAGGCAUGCAUGUGUAUGUGUCUUUAUUAUUUGUUAAUAAUUUUAUAAAUAAAAUUUUUAUCUAUUA